AUGAAUAUUUACAAACAUGAUAUACAAUUUCCCGAAAUAAAGAUUAUAAAUCGUGCUUAUGGCAUUGGCAUGAACAUAAACAGCAUCAUUGGGUCAGGAAUCGUUACUGCACCAGGAAUUAUUUGGAACUCAGUAAAGUCUCCAGGAAUAGUAUUAUUAUUAUGGUUUAUAGGUGGACUCGUAAGUAUGGCGGGGUCCUUAUCUUAUGUUGAACUUGGUGUCAAACAUAAGAUUAGUGGAGGAGAAACAAAAUAUUUACAGACCGCUUAUCCAAAACCGAAAUACUUUAUAAGUUAUCUAUUCAGCUUUAUGUACAUUUUUGCGAUUAAGCCAGGAAUUACAAGUGCAGUUUUACAAUCUGCUGCGCAAUAUUUUUGGUAUACUGUUAAUGGACAUCAAUUUGACAUUGAACAGGAUAAAAAUGGAUGGAAUCUUCCAUUUUCUCCGUUCUGGGUUAUAAAAUUCAUCGCGAUUGCAAUGUUGUUUGUUAUAACAGCAUAUCAUAUGAUUGAUAAUAGAAUGGCAAAUCUUAUAAACCAGUCACUGGCGGUUAUAAAAUUAGUCACAUAUUCAACUAUUGCCAUAGUUGGAAUUUUUAGAUUAUUUUUGGAUUGGGAAACAAGUCGACUUCACUGGCAAAAGCCAUUAGAUGGAAAUACAGACUUUACAGCUUAUACUUCUUCAAUUUUACUGAUCAUGUUCAGCUAUGAAGGAUGGAAUAAUUUGAAUUACUCACUGAAUGAAUUUAAAAAUGUUGAAAAGGGGCUUCUUUUCAGCAAUAGUAUCAGCGUUGUCAUUGUUACAUUAUUGUAUCUUCUUGUAAAUAUUGCAUUUAUUUCCGUUGUACCUAAAGAAGAUAUACUUAAUAAUGGAAAAGCGGAUCAAAUUAUAGCCGCAACCUUUUUUAAUAAAUUAUUUGGUGGAAAUGAAAUAAUAGUUAGAAUUUUCACAUUUCUAAUUGUGCUUUCUGUAAUUGGCACUGCUGCAUCAGAUGUUUGGAGAGAAUGGCAUCAAGAUCGCUACACACCGGUUAAUGCUUUAUUAGCACAAUUCAUUUGGUGCUCAUUAAUUAUAUUGUUUGUUGGCAGUAGUUUUACUAUUACCAAUUUUGAAUUAUUUUCAUCGUUUGCGAUGUAUAGUAAAUGGAUUUUUUACGUUGCUACUGGUAUAGGGUUAUAUGUAAUUCGACGCAGAGAACGAAAAUUAAGAAAUGGUCAAGAAAAUAAUUCAAUUUAUAGCGACGGAAGGGACAAUUUACAUGAUCAAGUAAAUAAUUGCGACGGAAAUAAAAAUGGAUUAUAUAAAGUUCCAUUACCUAUUGCUGGAAUUUUUAUAUUAGCAGGUUUAUAUAUACUUAUAUUUUCCUUUGUUAUUAACGUUCAAUGUCCAAAUAUUUUACCGCCUGCUUCAGACGAAUGUAGUAAAUAUUUAAAAGAACAAAGAGUUCAACAUAUGGCACCAUUACUUAUUAGUUACGGAUCUCUUUUUAUUGCUUUAAUAUCUUGGUAUUAUUGGUGGAGAAGAACCUAG
Messenger RNA from Funneliformis mosseae, 1530 nucleotides. Lineage: Eukaryota; Fungi; Glomeromycota; Glomeromycetes; Glomerales; Glomeraceae. The record is from the annotation of a GenBank genome assembly.